Molecule: messenger RNA, 6320 nt
Organism: Mirounga angustirostris (Northern elephant seal)
Lineage: Eukaryota; Metazoa; Chordata; Mammalia; Carnivora; Phocidae
Gene: IDS
Product: iduronate 2-sulfatase
Exons: 9
Coding region: 138-1784 (548 amino acids)
Cellular component (GO): cytoplasm
Molecular function (GO): iduronate-2-sulfatase activity
Source: RefSeq, a predicted model, not a curated record
UUCGGGCCCCGGUGCCCGGGCCUGUGGGGCCGGCGGCGGCCGCUUCGCGCAGACGGCGUCGGCGACGUGGGGCCCGCGUCCGGCCCGUCCGCCGCAGCCUGUCGCCGUCGCCCCGGAGUGACCGCGCCGGGGCAGAAAUGCUGCUGGCCGGCUGGUGCCUGCUUUGGCUUGGCUUAGUCCUGGCCUCGGUCUGCGCCUCCCUUGAGUCUGCGGCGCCUGGCAACUGGACCAUAGCUCCUCUGAAUGUCCUUCUAAUCAUCGUGGAUGACCUGCGCCCUUCCCUGGGCUGUUACGGGGACAAGCUCGUAAGGUCCCCAAACAUCGACCAGCUGGCAUCCCACAGCCUCCUCUUCCAGAAUGCCUUUGCCCAGCAAGCAGUGUGUGCCCCGAGCCGUGUGUCCUUCCUCACUGGGAGGAGACCAGACACCACCCGCCUGUAUGACUUCAAUUCCUACUGGAGGGUACAUGCUGGAAACUUCUCUACCAUCCCCCAGUACUUCAAGGAGAAUGGCUACGUGACCAUGUCGGUUGGAAAAGUCUUUCACCCUGGAAUAUCUUCCAAUUAUAGUGAUGAUUCUCCGUAUAGUUGGUCUAUUCCACCUUAUCAUCCCUCCUCUGAAAAGUAUGAAAACACCAAGACAUGUAGGGGGCCGGAUGGAGAACUCCAUGCCAACCUGCUUUGCCCCGUGGAUGUGGCGGAUGUGCCAGAGGGCACCUUGCCUGACAAACAGAGCACUGAGCAAGCCAUCCGCUUGUUGGAAAAGACGAAAACAUCGGCCCGCCCUUUCUUCCUGGCUGUUGGGUAUCAUAAGCCGCACAUCCCCUUCAGAUACCCCAAGGAGUUUCAGAAGCUGUAUCCCUUGGAGAACAUCACCCUGGCUCCUGACCCCCACGUCCCUGCUGGCCUUCCUCCCGUGGCCUACAACCCCUGGAUGGACAUCAGGAAGCGGGAGGACGUCCAGGCCUUGAACCUCAGUGUGCCCUAUGGCCCAAUUCCUGUGGAUUUUCAGCGGAAAAUCCGCCAGAGCUACUUUGCCUCCGUUUCGUACUUGGACGCGCAGGUUGGCCGCCUUCUGAGUGCUUUGGAUGAUCUCCAGCUGGCUAACAGCACCAUCAUUGCAUUUGUCUCCGAUCACGGGUGGGCUCUAGGUGAACAUGGAGAGUGGGCCAAAUACAGCAAUUUUGACGUCACUACUCGCGUGCCCUUGAUGUUCUAUGUUCCCGGGAGGACAGCUCCGCUUCCAGAGGCAGGCGAGAAGCUUUUCCCUUACAUCGACCCUUUCGAUUCUGUCUUGGAAUUGAUGGAGCCAGGCCGGCAAGUCACAGACCUCGUGGAACUUCUCUCUCUCUCCCCCACACUCGCGGGACUUGCGGGACUGCAUGUGCCACCUCGCUGUCCCAUUCCCUCAUUUCAUGUCGAGCGGUGCCGAGAAGGCCAGAGCCUUGUGAAGCAUUUCCGAUUCCAGGACCUGGAAGAGGACCCGUACUUUCGUGAUAAUCCCCGUGAGUCUAUUGCCUAUAGCCAGUACCCCCGGCCUGCAGAUUCUCCCCAGUGGAAUUCUGACAAGCCGAGCUUAAAAGAUAUAAAAGUCAUGGGCUAUUCCAUACGCACGAUAGACUAUCGGUACACUGUGUGGGUUGGCUUCAAUCCCCAUGAAUUUCUGGCUAACUUUUCUGACGUCCACGCAGGGGAACUGUAUUUUGUUGAUUCUGACCCUUUGCAGGACCACAACAUGUAUAAUGACUCCCAGGGCAGAGACCUCCUCCGAUCACUGAUGCCUUGACUCCUGCCAACUAGCGAGGAGGGUGGGUAUCACGUGCUCCCUUCCACCUGGGGAGAGGGGGAGUUAGGGCUGGUCAUUUGGUGAUCACCCAUAAUGGAAGCAACCUGAGGGGUAGGCAAUCAAAGCAUGCGUCAACAGUUUGACCUAAGACUAUGUAAUAGCCUAACCUUUUGAUUCUUUAUUAGAGUCUUUAUUAAUUUCUCCUUGGUAAUCGGACUGGGCUAGGCUGAACUAUUUUUUCCUUUUUUGGACAAUCACAGCUUAUUUAUUGAGUGGAUAAGCGUAAAGGGAGCAACUGAAAAUUGUCAUGCUUUUAGCCAUCAAGACCAUAAUAACCAAACAUAACACUGUACUCAAGAAAUACUGUAAUUAUCUCUGGAAUUUAGUGCAUUUCAAAAAGUAGCCAUUGGUCCCAUUAGGUUUCACAUGAAGUCCCUGGUUCUUUUGUUUAUAAUUUAAUUAUUUAGCCCAAUAUAUUCAAAAUAUUAUGUCAAUAUUUCAGGUUUCAGGUUUGUAAAAUGUGCAGUUAAAUAAUGCUAGAUGCUAGGGCCUUAAAGUCUUACCUUCAACUUUUGUUAAUAAGAUUGCAAAUUUUCAAAAUCCAGAGAUAUAAUGUGCAUGAAGUGAUUAUGUGGAAUUUCUACAUCAAAUAAUAAAUAAUGCUCAGUAAAGUAGGGGCAUGAGAUAUUUGGGAAGUUCAGUUAGAAAUGUUCAGGAACUUCUGGCCCAAAUAAUAAUUUGUUAGCAAGUAAUAUGACCCUUGAUCUCAAAGAUCACCUAUUGAAAGGCACUGUUAUUCACAGUGGAAAACAUUUAAAGGCAUAACUGUAUCCAUGAAUUGAGUCACUCAAAACUGUUAGUGUUCUCCUUCUUCAGGAAUGGUUGGUUGCAGGUAUUCAUUUAUCCAGGAGGCAGGAGAUACUCUACUUUUAAUUGCUAAUUAAAGACAACACUAAUUUUAUUAAAUUCUGAAUUAUUUUGAGCAUUGGGAAAACUUCAUUUAGUAUAAUAUUAGGUAAUUUCUAAUCCCCCAGAACAUAGUUCUGUAUUCCCUAAAUAUGAAAGUAACCAGAAAGGCAGGUGGUAGUUAUAAUAAGCUUAGCCUACAUCAUCUUAAAAAGGAUGGGGUAGUCACAACUCAUAUUUAUAACACGGGGAAGCUGGUCAGUUACCAGUAGUCAUCAGAGGAGUCAACCACAUUCUAAAUAAACAUCUUACGUAGUCCCUGUAUCGAAGUGACUUAUUUCUAGUAAUUCUCUCUUUACAAGUGCUUCAGUGUUUAAAGGUAAAUGCUUGUGAAAGAAAAUUCUUCAGCCAAUUAGGUUAAGUUACUUAAGUGUAUUAAAUUGUAACAAAAAAGGCAAGAUAUUAUAGUAAAAGAUGACUUCAAAUCAGUAAUUUCAGGAAUUUUUUUUUUUUUUUUUUUUAAUUAGCCUACAGCAGAGGUAUAUAUGGUAACACAGCAAUCUUCGAAGUGAUUAAGUGACUUAGUGUCCUGGCAACAGCAGUUUCUAGUUGAAGAGUGAAGGGCCCUAUUCAUCUCUCCCGAUCCUGAGGCUCAUCUUUCUUCUGGAAGCCUCAGCUUUACUAGUAGAUGGGUUCCCUGGGCCCUUUAUUUCUCCUUCUUCAUCCUCUUUAUCGCUCUCAUCACUUCCACUAAGAUUUUUACAAUCUAGUCUGUAAAUUCCUCGUGACAUAUUUUCAGUGUAUUUAGCUUUAUCUCCUGCUCCCCAGUUAUAAUGAUAAGUUUUAACACGGGCUUUUAUUUCACAUCCGUUUGUUGCUCCUGUUGGCCGCAGUGUGUACACUCCAUCAUUUUUUCUCGCUUUAUUUCUUUUUAUUUUUUUAAAGAUUUUAUUUAUUGGACAGAGACACAGCGAGAGAGGGAACCGAAGCAGGGGGAGUGGGAGAGGGAGAAGCAGGCUUCCCGCGGAGCAGGGAGCCCGAUGCGGGGCUCGAUCCCAGGACCCUGGGAUCAGGGUCUGAGCUGAAGGCAGACGCUUAACGACUGAGCCACCCAGGCGCCCCGCCCCCCCACUUUUUUUUCAAAGAUUUUAUUUAUUUAUUUGAGAGGGAGAGAGCAUGAGAGAGACAGAACACGAGCAGGGGGGAGGAGCAGAGAAUGAGGGUGAAGCAGGCUCUCCGCUGAGCAGAGAGUCCAAAGCUGAAGUUGAAAGCUGAACUGUGCCAGAGAAGAGUGAAGUGACAGAUAGGUCGGGGGUGCGGCUGCCCUUCUGGCAGUAAUUCACCCGUGUGACCAAAGCCACAUCUGGGGCUGGGUCUACACGGGGCGCUUUUGUGUGUCGAUCUGUCUCUACCGGAAGUGCUUCUGUCUCCUCUCUUCUAUGCGAGGACACUGGCCGAGUGCUUCAGCUCUCCUUUGCUUUUGGUUUCUCUCGGCCUCCCUUUACAACCUCUCUCCUGUUAGAAGCAAAGCCUGCAUUUCCCGUUCAGUGGCACGCUCUUCCAGAUCGUCUCACAGGUUAUGGGUGGUUACUGUUUUUGACACCGAACCCAACGUAGAGCCACAUUUUCUUUCCUUUUGCACGUCUCCCGCACACGCUGCGAUGAACAGCCACGGUCUGGUUUUCAGACGUCAGCGCUGACCACAUUCCUUAUCCUGACUCGGCCCAGAGUGAGCACAGCUCUGUGGCUCCACACAGCCCUUCUCGUGCCCCCGAGCUGGGCACGUUUUCUUCAUGGUUUGUAGAAAGCCCCCCCCAUUUCACCCGAGCGGGGCUUCUUGCAUACAGUGCGGGUGAAACCAGAACUAGCGAGCCCAGGAAAUUUGAGUGGCCCCGUUUCAGUGGCUCACCAACGGGAGGGUGCGUCAGAGCCACCUGAAGCCUUGCUAAAAUUCAGCGUGCGGGGCCCCGCCCACAGAGCUUGUGCGUCAUCGCGGCUGGGGUGGGGCCUGAGAAUGUGCAUUUCCUACAAACUACGCUGCUCCCCCCGAGAGUAGACUUUGAGAAUCACCGCUCCUCGGUGUGUGCUGUCCAGUGGCCACUAGGCACACGCGACUGUUUAAAUGAAUUAAGAUGAAAUAAACAUUUCCCAAGCAGAAUCUGGGUUAGGCUUGCCACAUCUCAAGCGCUCAUCAGCCUGACGCCGUUAGUGGCUGCCUUAUUGGAGAGCACAGAUCUAGAACCUUUCCAUCGUGGCAGAAAGUGGAACGGAGCUGCCCUAGACUAACUCUGAACGCGAGCCGGGUCCACCCAGCGGCUGGCAAGUUCCGCCCGGGGGCUGAUUGUCCACCCGGUGUUUGCGUGCACAAAGGCUUGUCCAGAGGCGCGCCAAGGCUGUUUGGUUGAAGCGCGGCUCGGGGAGUGUGCCCUCUGGCCCUCGGCGCUCACCUCCCCCAGGGCUAGUGCCAUCGCCAUCACCAUCACCAGCCCUCUCACCUACUUCCCACGUAGCUUACCUCCCCUCCUCUUUCCUCCCUUGCUCCUGAAGAAUCCACGUGUCUUCCUGAACUCCCUCUUUGACCCCACCCUCUGCGAACACCGUCAGUGCCUACUACGGGGUCCACACAGACCUUCGCUGAGCAGUCAGAGUCUUCCCUGGCUCCACAAAGCCCCUUUCCUUGGCCGACCAGUGUGCACGCUGGUCCCUGGCUCUCCCUUGCCGAUCCCUGCCUCCCUGCCCGCCCUAGCUUGUCCCCUUCCCUCGCCGUUCAUGACCAUUCUUCACACUCACUCCCCCGCCCCCACCAUCUCCAUGAGGCUGGCACUCUGUGACUCUAGACCGCGUCGUGGCAUGAAAUGAACAGGAACAUCGCUAAUCAGUCUUGUGGCCACUUUGGAAAAAAGGUAUCUUUUUCUGAGCGCAAAGUUAAAGUGUUAAUUAUAGAAAAACUGGAAAACAGAAAUGUAGUUAAAGGCAAGAAAACGCAUCAGUAUUUUGCCCCAAGAUGGUCACUUAAUAUCUUGCCUUCUUUGGGCUACGAAUUUUUUACAUUGCUGUGGUCAUCCUGUGUGUUUUAUCUUAUAGUUUUAUAUUCUUCUUUUUCUCACUAAAUAUUAUAUGUGGUUACUACAAAUUUCUGCAAAGAUGCUUUAUACUGAUGGUAAUAUAUUUUAUUGUGUAGCUUUUUUCAUAAUUAACCUUCUUUCAAUGAUUGAAAAUUCAGCUUAUUUCCAAAUUUUCGGUAUUGUAAAUAAUGCUGUGAUGAACAACUUGGCGAAUAAAAUAUUUUUAUGUAUUUCAAAUUAUUCCCUUAGGCUUGUCUCUCUGUGCCAAAUUGUCAAAAGCUUCUCUGUUUGGCCCCUCUCCCCACUCUUCUGCUACCUUAAGGUAGUAAAACUAAAAAUAAAGCAAGCAUACAAAUAAUAAAAACCAUAAAACCAAAAAGCCCCCACCCCUAAUGAUAAUGGGUGAAAGUGGUAUCCUGUUUGACCUUGUAACUCUCUGCUUAUCAGUGACCUUGAUCAUUGUUCUCUUUGUAAAAUUGUUGGGUGUGUGUAUUUCCAGUCAUGUGAAUUUGCCUUUAAAUUUUGGUUAUGGAUUUCACUUUUUAAAAUAAACAAAUUGCUCUUU